AUAAGAAGAUUGGCCAAAAUGAGUGGUAAUGAUAAGGGUAGACGGUGGCUCGUCUGCAAAGGUGGCAGCUGUCGCCGGCGUUGGCCCCGGGUUGGAAGCGCAAGAGCGAUGACGAGGUUUCGGUGGGUUAUGGGCUGCACGGACGGUCAAGAUCGAUCCUGAGGCCGUGAGCUGCGUUUUGUGCUCCCAUGAUGCCUUUUCCGUCUGCUCUCCUUGCGGCUCCCUCACUGCCUGUCUGCUUGUUUGUCUGUCUGUCUGUCUGCCUGUCUGUCUCACGCGUGCUAUCUCUCGCGCGUUCUUGGCAUUUCGUGCCAUCUCCACGUGUGCUCUUUUUCCUCGGUUCAGACGGCCGUAUUGGGCGGCGUGAGCGCGCGAAGGGUUUCGCUUCGGCGGCUUCAAGGGGGGGUUCAGCCUCGGCGGCUGCAAGAGGGGGUUCAGCCUCGGCGGCUGCAAAGGGGGGUCCAGCCUCGGCGGCUGCAAGGGGGGGGGUUCAAGCUCAAUAUGUUUUCCUAUUAGUUAUUUGGGUUGAUUGCUAUUGCAUGCCCGCAGGUCCCAAUGAAGCUCCCGCUUUUUGCUGUGAGGAGGGCAGUUGGUGGUCGGCAGAUCGCUGUGAUACUCGUCAUCGUUACUGUUCUGGGCAUGUAUGGGAUUUUAACCGAUUUUUCCAUGUUUUAUGUCUCAGAAGCCGGGGAAUCUGUAUCCGGACUGUCUCGAAUCCGAAGCGGGCUCCCUAUUCUUGAUAAGUAUUUCGUGCCCGCAUUUGCAGGUGGGUUUAACGAGACGGAUGAGCCGCAAGGAAGUCAGGGGGAGGAUGGCGAGGGGGGAGGAGGAGGAAGAGGAGGAGGAGGAGGAGGAGGAGGAGGAGGCGGAGAAGGGGUAUUGCAACGGGUGUCGAGCGAACCAGAUGAGCAGGCGCACGAAGAUGCAGGAGGCGGAGAGGAAAAGUUGGAAGUACUGGAUGGACGGGAGCGGCCGCCCAAAGCGGCGAAUCAAACAGAGGGUGGGAGCGCUCUCUCUAUAGAUGAAGGGGUUGGAGAUGGGAGAGCAGGUGAAGUUGGAGGGAAGGGACAGGCGGUGGCGACAAUUGCAACAGCAAUGGAGACCCCUGGCGGUACUGUUCCUCGGGAAACAGUUGAGAAUGGGACAAUAGUCCAGAUCCCAACAGCUGGAGUCAAUGAGACAAAGGUCGCUACUUUGAUUGGUGCUGACGGUAAGGGAGGAGAGGGAGAGAAAAAUGUUAGGGUAUCAGGAAUAGCAGCGGAAUUUCAAGGACGACGACCAGGAGGAGAAACAGGAGGAGGAGAAAGUGGAAGAGGAGGAGAAAGAGGAGGAGGAGGAGGAGGGGAAAGAGGAGGAGGAGGAGGCGGAGGAGGAGGAGGAGGAGAAACAGGAGGAGGAGGGGAAAGAGGAGGAGGAGAAACAGGAGGAGGAGGAAUGAAUGGAAGGGAUAACAGUGGAUCGGAGGAAAAGGUGGCUGGCGAGGAAGAAAGGAAAGAGAAUAAUGGGGAUGUAGUGGGGGCACAAGUUGGUAGGGUUAUAUUAGCUAAUGAUUCGGCAGGGGAUAGAAUGAAUCAUUCAUCUUCGAGCAUUGCUGCUCCUCGGCCAAGUGCCACCUCGUUGAACUCGACCUCGACCGGUCUGGUCUUGAUUGGUUCCCAGUCGCCGAGGAACUCGUCGAUUAAUACCCGAGCAGCAGAGCUUUGGUUGCGAAGUCUGGGAAUGAAAGGCCCGAAAAUGAUCCCUCUGGCAAAUCGAGAUCGGCUUCAUGUUAUCAUGAGAGCUUACGAGGUUAGACAGGCACGGGUGGCGGCAGAAAAGGCGCUAGGGCGUAAAGUGACCGACGAGGAGGCGCUGAAAUUGACGUUUCCUGAUCUUCACUCAAUGACUGAUGCCGAGUUGCUUAAGGCGGCGCGCGCGGUGCAAAUCCCGAAUCAGGAGCGGCCUGAGUCAUCAUCAUCAUCAUCAGCAGCAGCAGCAGCAUCAUCAGCAUCAGCAUCAGCAUCAGCAGCAGCAGGUAGUUAUACGGCGAAAAUAGCCUUCAUGUUCCUCACCAGAGGGCCUUUACCGCUUUCGUGGGUAUGGAGAAGGUUUUUUAAGGGGAAUGAGGCGCGGUAUUCCGUCUAUGUUCAUGGCGAUCCGUCGUACAACUGGAUUGAGGACAUCACUCUGCAACGUGCCUUCUGGGGGCGAUACAUUCGAAGUGAGAGGGUGGAAUGGGGAGAGUGCUCGAUGAUUAAAGCGGAGAGGCGGUUGCUUGCCAAUGCUCUCUUGGAUCCGGCUAAUGAGCGCUUCGUAUUAGUUUCCGAGUCUUGUAUUCCCAUUAGAUCCUUUAGCUACGUGUAUGACUAUUUGAUGCUAUCGAAUCGCAGUUUUGUAGAUAGUUUUGAUGACCAGGGGCCAACAGGACGAGGCCGCUGGCACCCUGCCAUGAUGCCCGAGGUUCCGCUCUCUGCGUGGCGGAAAGGAGCGCAAUGGUUCGAGGUCACGAGGAAACACGCGCUGAUGGUUGUGAGCGACGACAAGUACUUCCCGAAGUUCCGUGACCACUGUUUGAACCGAUUAGAUCAUAGAUGGUGUUAUCCUGAUGAGCACUACAUUCAGACUUUUUUUCAUAUCCAGGUGCCAAAGGAGAUAGCUGCGCGCACAGUCACGUGGGUAGACUGGAGGGCGGGCGGGGACCAUCCACUAAACUAUCACGCGCAGGUCGUCACGCCGGCGCUCAUUGCCCGGAUCCAGGCACCAGAGUGCCCCCACAACACACCGGACGAUAUCAAAGGAUGCUUCCUCUUCGCUCGGAAAUUCGAUUCGAGCGCAGCUUCCGCGCUCGAGGCAUUGCCGAAUUCCGUGCUGGGAUAUUGACGGCCUGCCUGGGGUUCUCAGAUGAUGGUUCUAAGAUGGUUCGAUGAUGGUUCGAUGAUGGUUCGAUGACGGUUCGAUGAUGGUUCUAAGAUGGUUCGGUGAUAGUUCGAUGAUGGUUCGGUGAUGGUUCGGUGAUGGUUCGAAGAUGGUUCGGUGAUGGUUCGGUGAUGGUUCGGUGAUGAUUCUAAGAUGGUUAUUUCGAGCGCAGCUUCGGCGCUCGAGGCCUUGCCGGCUUCCGAGCUGGGGUAUUGACGCACUGGCGGCGGGCGGGGUAAGAUCGUUCUGAGAUGGUUGUAGGAUGGGUCAAAGAAGGUUGUGGGGUAUUGACGCACUGGCUUCGAAGGUAAUAAGAUGGUUGUUGGAUUGUUCUAAGAUGAACCGUAAGAUGGGUGUCGUAUCUGCUUCGCUGGGUCCUUGUGUAUUGCUGUAAUUUACCCCACGUUUGGCGGGGUGAUGUGCACGUGUGUUCCAGGCAUCAGACGGCUCCGGAGUUACUACAUGCUGCUUCAAACUUACCACCAGCACUGUGGGACCAGCAAGCUGGCAGGAAAUAGACGAAGGGACAGGGACUAGCAUAUAGAUCGUCCACAUGGGGUAGUUGGGAUUUGCUGUGGAAUGGACAUUCAUAUGGGAGUGGCCGAGGGAGCGGAGUGGGGUCACGGCAUAUACAUAACCUGGGUAGAGAUAAAAAAGGUAGAUGGAGAGAGAGAGAGAGAGAGAGAGAGAGAGAGAGAGAGAGAGAGAGAGAGAGAGAGAGAGAGAGAGAGAGAGAGAGAGAGAGAGCGUGCAUACGUCUGCCCGCUCUCUCUGCCCGUGUGCACGCGUUUUUGUGUGUACGUGUGUGUGUGAGAGAGCGAGAGAGCGUGCAUGUCUGCCCGCUCUCUCUGCCCGUGUGCACCCGUUUUUGUGUGUACGUGUGUGUGUGCGAGAGAGAGAGAGAGAGAGAGAGAGAGAGAGAGAGAGAGAGAGAGAGAGAGAGAGAGCAUGGUCGAUGCGAAAGCGUGACCAAUAAGGGGCGAGUAGUGCCGGAUAGGACGGGGAAAUUUCUUCUUGACGGUGUCGUAGUUGUUUUCCUCUGGAGUUAGAUUAAUUGAUUUUCUUGUACAGCUCUGCAUUUGAUUUCCAGCCUUAAUUUUUUUUUGUCAGAUCGGGUAAGUGAUGCUUGCUUUGGCAAGAAACGUUUUUCUUGCCGAUGAUCAGGCUGCGCUCCCGUAUAGUGUAGUUUGGCUUUCCAACCGUUGGAUGGCAUUUGGGAGUAGCAGAGGGAUGGGUGUGCCGUCUUUAUUGGCGGCAAGCAUACUUUCAAGGGAGCGAGAGUACGUUGGACAGGAUUGUGCCUUUCUGUAUCCGUGGCAAGUGUUGUUCAAGGGAAAGGGAGGGAAUAAGGUAGAUAAGGUUGUGCCUUUGAAGAUGAUCGGCGGCAAGUUGUACAUUCGAUGAGGAGCUGGAUUCUGCUGAGAUGGGCAACAGUUUUAUCGUGGUAGAUGACACUGGCGAGUCCUUUUUCUGUUUGCGGAUGGGCUUUUGUUAUGCCGUCGCCGCUGCUGCUGGGUCGUGCCAAAGCCACGCCCAUGACGCCUUCCGCACGGGGCUGGCAUUACGAACCAAUGCUUCACUGCUGCUGCUGCUGCUGCUGCUGCUGCUGCUCUCUCUCUCUCUCUAUGUUGUUCGCGCUAGAGAAAGUUUUUGGGACAUCUCAUUUACGAGAUGGAGGACUAUUGCUUCAAAAUCAGUUUUGUCAUCUUGACGGUCGUACGGUGAAUAAUGAUGCACGCGCUUGGAGUGGAGUACCGUUCUUAUGUUUGCGACAACUAGACCCGUACAUGGGUCGGUAUUUCAGCAGUUCAUGGGUGUAUCGACUGACCUACUAGGCCCGUGCGACCACGACUUUAUUAGUUUUAAAAAGGCUGGAAUUUUCCGGGGAGGAGCCCCCCUUUGUUGACUGAACGGGAGGAGGCUAGGAGAGGUGGUGGAUGGUGGUGAGGAGAGGAGAGAUGAGAUACGGCCGGGGGUUGAAGGACCCGUGUGAUGAAGGAAAGGAUCCUGAUAAAGUAUCGGAGGCUGCAUGUAAGGCAAGGCAUUGAUAAAAGUGUGGGAGGCAACAUGUAUAAGGCAAGUCAGUGAUAAAGGAUGUUGUCGUGCGAGAGAUCUUGAUUGUGAGUGUUGCUGUGUUGAUUUUUGUAUUGGCAAGGAGCACGAGCGAAGAGGAAUCAGGUGUGGUGUAUAUUUCAAGGAGUACAGGCCUCGCCGCACUGCUCACCAAGUGCACAAAUGCGGUGUAUGUAUAUUCUUAUGUACUUGCUUCACAUUCAUUCUCUCACUUUGCACGUUAGGAGGGUGAAUGGUGCGGCGAGGGAGGGCAUGCACACCACAAGUGGCAUCAUGUC
Molecule: messenger RNA, 5246 nt
Organism: Chara braunii
Lineage: Eukaryota; Viridiplantae; Streptophyta; Charophyceae; Charales; Characeae
Source: the annotation of a GenBank genome assembly